Messenger RNA from Gigantopelta aegis, 1066 nucleotides. Its product is annotated as ficolin-1-A-like. The coding region runs from base 171 to 1013 and encodes 280 amino acids. The transcript is spliced from 7 exons. Lineage: Eukaryota; Metazoa; Mollusca; Gastropoda; Neomphalida; Peltospiridae. The record is from RefSeq and is a predicted model, not a curated record.
GCUGUAUUGGCCAUUCUCAAAGAGAAUGUUACACCCCUGCACCACGGUGAGGUUACAGCACGCGCAGGGGCUCCUGGAGAUGGAGUCACGGAAGACGACAUCACGGAAGGUGGCGACAUGGAGGGUGGCGUCACUGGGGAAGUAAUCACUGGAGACGGUGUCAGAACAGAAUGGAGUGUUUGACAGAACAAAGAAACCAGUUAAAGAAGGAACUGGACCAGUGUCUGUCACCGCCACCACCUACAACCACGUCACCAAUAGUAACCACCACGUCACCAACCACUACAACCACGACACCAACAACUACCACAACUACUACAACGUCACCAACAACUACCAUCACGUCACCAACAACUACCACCACGUCACCACUACCACCGCCGAUUAGCGACUGCUGGGAUGUGAAAACACGCCAGAACCAGAGCAGUGACGGUACGUACACUAUCGACUCACCAGCUGGGGGCAAGGUGAACGUCAGGUGUGACAUGACCACGGACAAUGGCGGUUGGCUCACCUUCGUCAGGCGGGUCAAGGGUGGUGUCGACUUCAACAGGCCGUGGGAAGACUACAAAAACGGAUUUGGAGACCUCGCAGGAGAUUUCUGGUUGGGAAAUGAUUUUCUACACAUGUUCACGGCAGCAAAGGAUGUCGAGAUGCGGGUCGACAUGAGGCCAUGGAAUGAUAACCCCGCUUACGCCUUGUACGACAGCUUACACGUGGACGACGAGGCCAACAAUUACACCAUCCACGUCGGAAACUACAGUGGGGACGCUGGAGACGCGCUUCGCUCUAAUACGCCACGUUACUCGCUCAAUAACAUGCCUUUCAACACCUACGACCGCGAUAACAAGUUCCAAUGCGCGAAGGACACCGGGGGCGGCUUCUGGUUCAAUCACUGCACCCAUGCUUUACUGACAGGGGUGUACGAGGAGGCAAUUAUAUGGAACACAUGGAGAUCGUUUGAAGUACUGACAGAAAUCGCCAUGUCAAUCAGACCAAAGGGAGUGGUUUAAAGAAUUGAUGUCUCCAGGUCUACAGUGCGGAAAUAAAAUAAUAUUAAAUUUAA